AUGAAGGGAAAGAAGGAGAAGAAAAGAGAACAAAAGACUGGAUGGGUGGAAUUGAUUGGAAAGGAGCCUUCAAAAGACAAGGCAGUGGGAAAGGAAAGUGCCUUUAGGGAGGACCAGACAAGAAAGGAGGCGUGGCCCCAGCACCGGGUCCGGUAA
Molecule: messenger RNA, 156 nt
Organism: Aspergillus fumigatus Af293
Lineage: Eukaryota; Fungi; Ascomycota; Eurotiomycetes; Eurotiales; Aspergillaceae
Exons: 1
Coding region: 1-156 (51 amino acids)
Source: RefSeq, a predicted model, not a curated record